This is a messenger RNA of Astyanax mexicanus (Mexican tetra), 2495 nucleotides long. RefSeq names its product notum, palmitoleoyl-protein carboxylesterase b (gene notum1b). Gene Ontology annotation, molecular function: hydrolase activity. The coding region runs from base 586 to 2073 and encodes 495 amino acids. The transcript has 11 exons. The record is from RefSeq and is a predicted model, not a curated record. Lineage: Eukaryota; Metazoa; Chordata; Actinopteri; Characiformes; Acestrorhamphidae.
AAGACUCAGAGAGAUUAUCAGGAGCAGCAGAGAGAGAAAGAGAGAGGGAAAUAUCAAUCAAACAAUCAAUGAAUUGAUCAGUCAGGCGUUUGAUCAGCGGGAGAGUGAUUGAUGUUUUGUUUCCCGCGGCGGUUUUGUGUUUGAAGUUUUUGGGGCUCGUGGGGAUCAGGAGGAGUUUAGGAGGAGUUUGUAGAGUGGAGGAAGAUAUGAGCUGAGAGCUCAGAGACCUGGAGGUCUGUCUGUCUAUCUGUCUGCAUCAGUUAAAUACUGAACUGACUUUUUUAUUAUUGUACUGAUACUUACAGUUAUAGUAUUAUUAAAUUACAGAUUUUUAUAAUAGUACUAUUUUUAGCGAUCAAUUAUUUAUUGGCUUUUAUGUACAAUAACUAUAUAUUUUUUGUACUUUUUAUUUGGCUAAUAAACUUUUUGUGAGUGUCCAGUUCGGAAGAAAUCACCUGGACUGAUUGCACACUUUUUUAGCUGAAAACUCAGCUGAAAAUCGCAGCUGGAUUCAUAAAGUGAUUUUAUUUUUAUUCAUUUUUUUAUUUAUUUAUUUAUUUUUAUUGACCUCUGUCUCAUUUGGAGAUGGGGGGUGGGAUGCCUACUCUGGCAGUAUUGCUGGUUGCCCUGCUGGCUGAGGGUGCAGAACGCAAGAGGCCGCGGGGAGGUCGGCUAAACCCGGCCCCCUCUCACCGGGGCAGGAGUGAGGGGCCAGAGAGCUUCCCCCUUGACUUCACACCUGUGGAGGGCAACAUGGACACACUGAUGCGGCAGGUGCAGAACCUGGCCCAGUCCCUGUACCCCUGCUCUACCCGCAGGCUGGACCAGGACAUGAAGCUGCGCUUCCUGGAGAACUCCACCGUCACCUGCAACGAUGGGUCACCUGCAGGGUACUACAUCAGGGAGUCCAAAGGAAGCAGGAGAUGGCUGGUGUUUUUGGAAGGUGGAUGGUACUGCUUCAGUAAAGAGAACUGUGCCAGCAGGUAUGAAACCAUGAGGAGGCUGAUGAGCUCCUGCAGGUGGCCUAACACUCGCUCAGGUACAGGCAUUCUGUCUCCGCAGCCGGAGGAAAACCCGCACUGGUGGAAUGCAAACAUGGUAUUUAUUCCUUACUGCUCCAGUGACGUAUGGAGUGGAGCUACACCAAAAACAGACCAAAAUGACUACGCCUUCAUGGGUUCUCUGAUCAUUCAGGAAGUCAUAAAGGAACUCUUGACCAAAGGGCUGGACAAUGCAAAAGUCCUGCUGCUAGCAGGAAGCAGUGCUGGAGGUACAGGUGUUCUGCUGAAUGUGGACCGUGUGGCUGAGCUCCUGAAGAGCCGAGGUCAUGGAUCAAUUCAGGUCAGAGGUCUGGCUGAUUCAGGAUGGUUUCUGGACAAUGAGCAGUACCGCUGUACCGACUGUGUGGACACCAUGAGCUGCGCCCCCACAGAGGCCAUCAAACGGGGCAUCAGGUACUGGGGUGGAGUGGUUCCUGAGAGAUGCAGACUGGCUCAUACAGGAGCGGAGUGGAACUGUUUUUUCGGUUAUAAAGUCUACCCCACACUAAAGAGUCCAGUAUUUGUGGUGCAGUGGUUAUUUGAUGAAGCCCAGCUGACAGUAGAUAACGUCCAUCUGAUGGGUCAGCCGGUGCAGGAGGAUCAGUGGCGGUACAUUCAGAACCUGGGGAUCGACCUCAGAAACACCCUGAAAAAUGUCCCGGCCAUGUUUGCACCUGCCUGUUUAUCACAUGAGGUGAUCACCAGAAGUUACUGGAUGGACAUACAGGUGAAGGGCACGUCUCUGCCUCGUGCCCUCCAGUGCUGGGACCGCAGCCUCCAUCACAGCCUCCGUAACCAUGGCAACAGCAGCAGCCCUCGCUCUCCGCCCCGGGGCUGCCCGCUGCACCUUAUCGACAGCUGUCCCUGGCCCCACUGCAACCCCACCUGUCCCGCCAUCCGCGACCAGCUGACGGGUCGGGAGAUGAACGUGAUUCAGUUCCUCACGCACAUGGGCUUCGACGUGCAGCGCAUGGCUCAGCAGCAGGGCCUGGACCCCAACAAGCUACUGGGCAUGCUCAACAGCGGCACCUGAGCUGAGCCAAGAACAGGACAUUUCAGUUACCCAAUCAAAUUGCAGGAGGGAAGAUUCAACUCGCCAACCAGAAAGAAAAAAAGACUGAAAAUUCAGCAAACAAAUGAAAGUAUAAGAAAAAAAAUUCUGGCAGCCAAUUAGAGUGCAGGCCUGACAAUUUAACUAGCCAAUUAAAGAGUGCUGUAAAGAAAGUGCAACUAGUCUAUCUGGCCAGAAGCAAAGACAAUUAGCCAAUUAAAACGCAGGCCUUUUAAAGCAAUUUAAGCUAACUAAUAAGAGCCUGGCAAAUAGAACCAGCCAAUCAAAAUGCAAGACUAGCCAAUCAAAGAAAAGGCCUGAUAAUUCAGUUUUCAAAUAACAACAGUGUAGGCCUGAUAAGUUGACUGUCCAUGCCAAUUAAAUUGCAGCACAAACAAAUUCAA